This is a messenger RNA of Loa loa (African eye worm), 266 nucleotides long. RefSeq lists its product as hypothetical. Lineage: Eukaryota; Metazoa; Nematoda; Chromadorea; Rhabditida; Onchocercidae. The record is from RefSeq and is a predicted model, not a curated record. The transcript is spliced from 2 exons. The coding region runs from base 6 to 266 and encodes 86 amino acids.
CGAAAAUGUCGCAUGGAAAAGAUAGUAUGGUGAUGCAGUCACUUACAGAUUCCAAAAUUGAUAUCGAGAAUAGUGAGAUUCUGGAUGAUAUGGAAACAUUAGAAGAGAAUAACUCAUCCAUUUCACAUCAUCCAUGUGGCUCAGAUCCGGUAUAUCAGGCUUAUUUUACACAUAUGAAUGCUGGUCGUUUAAAGGUUUGUUAUAGAUUACAUGCGGAAAUUUGCAUAUGUUAUAAGCAAUCAUUUAUUUUAACCUUAUGCGCGUGA